UGGAAAUCGAUAAUACAUGUUCCCCCCAGAACACGGCAUAUUACCCAACCAUUGACACUUCCAAAUAAAAAAUAAUUAUCGACAAUUUUUUAUUUUUACGCGACCAACGUAGACACGAAAUUGACUGGUAUUUUCACCUGCCGUUUACGAUAUCGUCGGGACCGCCGUCGCAUUCUUGAUUCAGUGGGCGCCUCAACUCGCAAUAUGGACAUCUCGGGAACAUCCUGCGGGCGAUUCGCCAAAGAGCUUGAUGCCAUUGACGAACGAAUUGUUCUUAAUGUCAUGGUUAUGGACGACGGAGCUUCGCUAGAAACGUUAAACUCCUUUCGCCGACAGUUGGGCUUAGGACCCUCUAAGAAUCUGAUCAGCAGUGGAAAGCCCGUAUCAACACCAACGCCCGCCGGAGAUUGUUCCAACAGCGAUGGCUGCCAACACCAGCCAGCCGAAAAUAAUGACCUGACCCGAACACCCCACGGCGGUUCAGUUGCGGAGUCGAGCCCUGAUCAAUUACAUACCCCAGACGCGUACCAGGGGAAUCGUGCUUUGUCUCGCAACAGGGCUGCGGAUAUCCCCGACGAUGUAAAUUGCAGGCUUUGGAUUACGGGCCUGCCACCACAUUGUACCGUCCAGGACCUACUCCAGGUAAUCAGAGGCGUUGGCCCUAUAUAUGCGACGCACAUUGUGCCGCCCUCAAUCAAUGAGACAGCACCGGAGUCGAGCAUACAUACCUCGGCUGCUUCUCUCACUUUUUUUACCGUAGCCGAUACGGAGAAGUUCCUGAGUAAAUACCACCCCUUCGUAGUCCAAGGCUACUCCACGACCGUCAUCCGACACCGCAUCAAAACCAGGCCCCUUGAGAUUAACGGCCAGUCUCGGGUCCUAGUUAUUAAGGGGCCCCCGGCGAUUGUCAACCCAGACCACCUCAACCGGGCCUUCACUCAAUUGUGGAACGUCCGAUUCAACACCGACUUCAUCGAACACCGGCCAGGAAAGGAGUCGAGUGAAAUUGUGUGGGGAUUUGGAAGCUUCCGCGCACAAGCGCAAGCAGGAUACGUUCUCCUCAAUAGACAUUUCUCAGGCAGAGUAGUCGUCCAAUAUGGUGACGAUCCGUGCGCUUAG
Molecule: messenger RNA, 1119 nt
Organism: Hypoxylon trugodes
Lineage: Eukaryota; Fungi; Ascomycota; Sordariomycetes; Xylariales; Hypoxylaceae
Exons: 2
Coding region: 205-1119 (304 amino acids)
Molecular function (GO): nucleic acid binding
Source: RefSeq, a predicted model, not a curated record